CCCACUAUCGCUUCUCGGUGACCCUCGUUGGAAUUCUUUUUCUGUCGCUUCUUUUUUCUUCUGUUCUGUUUAGUCACAUCGCGCCCAACCAUGUGGAGACGCGUCUAUCUCGUUCUUCUCGCCGUGAGAGCCUAUUUCGCUCUAUCGCCUUCUUACAUACACCCCGACGAGCAUUUCCAGGGGCCAGAGGUUAUCGCUGGCGACAUCUUCGACUGGCGAAUUACAAAGACUUGGGAGUUCACUUCAUCGGCUCCGAUACGCAGCGUUUUCCCACUAUGGGCGGUUUACGGAAUUCCCAUGCACCUAUUGCAUUGGAUUGCCCCUGGGUCCGGGCCACCUAGCCCCUGGCUUGUUUUCAACACCUUGAGGGUUCUGUUCUUCUUGAUAUCGUUUGUUCUUGAGGACUGGGCACUUCAAGAACUCAUUGCUUCACCGAGACUUAGACGGACGAGCCUCUUAUUGCUAGCCAGUAGCUUCGUAACCUGGACUUAUCAAACCCAUACAUUCUCCAAUGCUGUAGAGACCAUCGGUGUCGCUUGGGCGUUAGUGCUGAUACAGAGGAUCAAAACUUCGAAAGAGGCGGCAUGGCUAUCAAGCGGGCUGUUUGGAAUGACUGUGGUUUUCUGCUUCUUCAACAGGAUCACUUUUCCGGCGUUUAUUCUUCUCCCGGCAUUCCAAUUGUUUCCGCACUUCCUUCGCCAUCCCACCUGUAUAAUUCCCCUCACGCUCACUACGCUUCUCACUGUAGGCGCAGCGGUAUACUACGAUACGGUUUUCUAUUCCGCAAAUACACCCACAAUCUCACUUACCUCCCUCUUCGGAACUGCACCGAUAAUCACUCCCAUCAAUAACCUCCUCUACAAUGCAUCCCCAGAGAACCUCUCCAACCAUGGCCUUCACCCCAGGUGGACCCAUUUCCUGGUCAACCUCCCCCAGCUCCUCGGCCCGGCCACCCUGUGCCUCGUUACAAUCCGCCGGGCCUCUCUCCCUGUUCUCUCGGCCAUCUCAGGCAUCUCCAUCCUGAGCAUAUCCCCCCACCAAGAGGCUCGUUUCCUUAUCCCAGCGGUGCCACUCCUGCUCUGCUCCAUCUCCCUCCCCCGCAAUAAAAUCCUCAACAAGCUCUGGAUAACCUCCUGGAUAAUCUUUAAUGUCCUUCUAGGCGCCCUCUUCGGCGUCUUCCAUCAGGGGGGGGUGGUCCCUACCCAGGUUUAUCUUGGGAGCCUCCCACUAACGCCAACACCCACCACCGCCGUCUGGUGGAAAACGUACUCACCACCAACUUGGCUACUUGGAGCAAAAGAUGAUAGCCUAAUAACAAUAGACCUAAUGAGUUCUUCCCUCGACAAACUGGUCGAAACGGUGAAGCCACUAGCGGACUGCUCUCAGGAGAACUACUUGAUAGCUCCUAUGUCUUCCACCGCGUUGGACCAAUUUGUCUCUAUCAAUUCGCCAUCGCAACCAUUCAUGUUGGAAAAGAAGUGGGAAUAUAUGAAUCAUUUCAACCUCGACGAUUUGGAUUUUGCCGAUGACGGAGUGUUACCCACGAUUCAGCGAGUCGUGGGAAGGCGCGGGCUUGCAGUAUGGAGGAUCGGGAAGAUUGGGUGUUAGUUGAGCUUGCUUUGCUGCGCAUACACAAUAUAUUACCAUAAUAUUUCCUUUUUUUUUUGAGCUGGUUUUGGAGCAUUUGGCUAGGUGGAAAAGGGAGGAUGGGAUAUAUCGGCAUGGUAUAAUAGGCACCCCUGAUAGUGCCUUAUUGCUUUUGUGGGUGCUCUAAGUACUAUUUUUCUUUUUUUCUUUUUUUUCUUAUUUUAGGGAUUGGCUUGCUGUUGGUUGCUGGUUUUCUGCUCUUUUCUUUUGUAUUUUUACUUGCAUUUUUUAUAUUCGUUCUGGAAAAGGAUAAGGGAGGGAAAUCAUAGGGUUGGACGGUAUGGUACAGGACGGUAUGUACGGUCUGGGGUGAAUUUCUUUGGAUGUUGGGAGUCUGGGGCUAGCUUGUUACGAUAUACCAUAUCAAUACAACGGUAAUUUGUUGGUAUCAUUAAA
This is a messenger RNA of Tuber melanosporum (Perigord truffle), 2043 nucleotides long. RefSeq lists its product as uncharacterized. Gene Ontology annotation, cellular component: endoplasmic reticulum membrane. NCBI's taxonomy places the organism in Eukaryota, Fungi, Ascomycota, Pezizomycetes, Pezizales, Tuberaceae. Bases 91 to 1608 code for a protein of 505 amino acids. Gene Ontology annotation, molecular function: alpha-1,2-mannosyltransferase activity. The record is from RefSeq and is a predicted model, not a curated record. Gene Ontology annotation, biological process: GPI anchor biosynthetic process. The transcript is spliced from 5 exons.